GCCGACGGGGUCCAAUCGGCGGCGAGAGCGGCAGGCGGGGCGGGCCAAACGCGGGCUUCCGGCGAGGCCCGGCAGGCGCCGAGGAGGAAGAGCGAUCCCGGACGGCGCGUCUUGAACGAGUGUGGGCGCGGGCCAGGAUGGCGACCUCAGGCGCGCUUUUCCCAAGCCUGGUGCCAGGCUCUCGGGGCGCCUCCAGCAAGUACCUGGUGGAGUUUCGGGCGGGAAAGAUGUCCCUGAAGGGGACCACCGUGACCCCGGACAAGCGGAAAGGGCUGGUGUACAUCCAGCAGACGGACGACUCGCUCAUUCACUUCUGCUGGAAGGACAGGACGUCCGGGAACGUGGAAGACGACUUGAUCAUCUUCCCUGACGACUGUGAGUUCAAGCGGGUGCAACAGUGCCCCAGCGGGAGGGUCUACGUGCUCAAGUUCAAGGCGGGGUCCAAGCGGCUUUUCUUCUGGAUGCAGGAACCCAAGACAGACCAGGACGAGGAGCACUGCCGGAAAGUCAACGAGUACCUGAACAACCCCCCGAUGCCCGGGGCGCUGGGGGCCAGCGGGAGCGGUGGCCAUGAGCUCUCAGCGCUAGGCGGUGAGGGCGGCCUGCAGAGCCUGCUGGGGAACAUGAGCCACAGCCAGCUCAUGCAGCUCAUCGGACCAGCUGGCCUCGGAGGACUGGGUGGGCUGGGGGCCCUGACGGGACCUGGCCUGGCCAGCUUGCUGGGGAGCGGCGGGCCUCCGGGGAGCAGCUCCUCCUCCAGCUCCCGGAGCCAGUCAGCAGCGGUCACCCCAUCAUCCACCACCUCUUCCACCCGUGCCACCCCGGCCCCUUCUGCUCCAGCAGCCACCUCAGCAACCAGCCCGAGCCCUGCGCCCAGUUCUGGUAACGGAGCCAGCACGGCAGCCAGCCCGACCCAGCCCAUCCAGCUGAGCGACCUCCAGAGCAUCCUGGCCACCAUGAAUGUGCCGGCCGGGCCGGCAGGCGGCCAGCAAGUGGACCUGGCCAGUGUGCUGACGCCGGAGAUCAUGGCUCCCAUCCUUGCCAACUCGGACGUCCAGGAGCGCCUGCUUCCCUACUUGCCAUCUGGGGAGUCACUGCCACAGACCGCAGAUGAGAUUCAGAACACCCUGACCUCACCCCAGUUCCAGCAGAGCUGGCAGCUGAGUGGCAUGGCUGUAGGCGCAGCCCAGGGGAAGCUCAGCCCUGCGCCUGGCUCUUCCUUGCAGGCCCUGGGCAUGUUCAGUGCGGCCUUGGCCUCAGGGCAGCUGGGACCCCUCAUGUGUCAGUUUGGUCUGCCUGCAGAGGCCGUGGAGGCCGCCAACAAGGGCGAUGUGGAAGCGUUUGCCAAAGCCAUGCAGAACAACGCCAAGCCCGAGCAGAAAGAGGGCGACACGAAGGACAAGAAGGACGAGGAGGAGGACAUGAGCCUGGACUGACCCGAGUGCCGUCCGCCGAGGGACCGGCUCGGCCCGUGACGUCGGCAGACACCUGCAGUGCAUGGCACACCCUCACCUGUCCUACCCACUCAUAAUAAAGUCUUUUCUUUUACCUGCCAA
Molecule: messenger RNA, 1556 nt
Organism: Callithrix jacchus (white-tufted-ear marmoset)
Lineage: Eukaryota; Metazoa; Chordata; Mammalia; Primates; Cebidae
Gene: ADRM1
Product: ADRM1 26S proteasome ubiquitin receptor
Cellular component (GO): cytoplasm; nucleus; proteasome regulatory particle, lid subcomplex
Molecular function (GO): endopeptidase activator activity; proteasome binding
Source: RefSeq, a predicted model, not a curated record